AUGAAGAAAAGACUGAUAAGUACCGAUGAAGAAAAGAAAUAUAUUUACAAAAUAAUAAAUCCAGACAAUCUCUUUUGCGAUUCCAUCAAUGAGGAAAUGACUUAUUCUAAAGAGCAUGGCUGUUUAACAGUGGAUUCUAUUGAGACUCCAAACUGUAUAUUUAGAUACUGCAAAAGAUCCAAUAGAAGCUUUAGGGGAAAGAACAACAAAAUUCAGGCAGAGAAGGAAAAAGCCAACUCAUCAGUCUUCAAUCUCAUUAAUGUGAUAGACCCUACAAUUUUUAUUGAGUUUCCAUCAUCAUCAGUUUCUAUACAGAACCAUUUAAUAUCUGUUGUGCAAACACUUAUAAGCAAAACACAACUAGAAGGGAAAGAACUAGAGAGGGUCAAACAAGCAUUGUACUUGUUACACACUUGUCAAAGGCCAGAAUUAAGAGAUUCAAACGAUUUUUGGGAAAAUGAGGAGAGAGACUGA
Arctia plantaginis is the source of this 474-nucleotide messenger RNA. The record is from the annotation of a GenBank genome assembly. NCBI's taxonomy places the organism in Eukaryota, Metazoa, Arthropoda, Insecta, Lepidoptera, Erebidae.